GAUUGGUAGCCGACUAUAAAAUGGGCGUGGUCGGAGGCGUAGGCGCGAGUUCUUCUGGGUUACCGUAUAUCUUCAUCACUUCCGGAACGCACCGUAAUCAUCUGUAACGGAGCGACAGAGUGCGGCGCUCUACCGGAUUACACGGUACAGCCGCAAGGUUAAGACAAGUCCACUAUGAUGGAAACCUCGGCUGUUUUGUUGGAGUCAAAAUCGUUGCCUGUCCACCUUAUGAAUGAAAUGCACCAACUUCGUCUCCAUGGCCACUUGUGUGAUGUGACGGUAAUAAUAGAACAUCAGGGGCUCAGAGUAGAGUUCACCGCUCACAAAUCUGUCCUCGCUGCCUCCAGCAAGUACUUCAAGGAAGUAUUUAUGAAUAAUACUGCUACGGGAGGCGCCAUUGUGUUGAAUGAAAUAACACCUAAUGACUUCUCCUCAUUCCUGGAGUUUGUGUACACAGCGAGGGUAGAGUUGUUUGAAGACCAAAUCCAACGCAUGAUAGAUAUUGCAGACAGAUUGCAAUGCAUUGACCUUACAGAAACUUGCAUGCAACAUAAAAAGCAGCUGGAGGACACUGUAUGGUUGGACUUGCAAAAUAUUGUUGAAUCCCAGGAGACAGAGGAGGAUAUGCAAGAACUGGAAAAUUCUGUCCAGGAGAUGGACACCAAGAACGAGGUUCCAGAAACUAGUAAUGUCCCCAACUUCCCGAAUUCGUCCGAAGGAAAUAGUGAAAGUGACUUGUGUCCAGAUUUAACCACAGCUGAAGAAAAUCACAAUGAAAUAGAAAAAGAUCCCUCAAAACUUCCAAACCCUAAAUCUAGAAGAUCCAGUGGCCGCUUAUCCAGCAAAAAAGCUGUUGUUGAAAUUCCUAAAAAAAAGUAUACGCGUCGUCUGCGGGAGCAGCAAGAUAGUGAAGAAGUCAGCUCCUUGUUGAACGGCAUAGCAAAUGAAGGCGGCUUGUGCAAUGAAGAACCUACGGACGAGCAGACUGACUCUAGUAUAAAAGCAGAAGAUGAUGAAGACAGUCCUGGUGAACUGGAGGAGAGCGAUAAAAAGUCUAGUGAAGAAAGCAACACAACUGCGGAAGGUUUUAUGUGCCGCAUCUGUGGGGAAAACUUUAAAGAAGAAAAAAGUUACUUGAAACACUCCAAGCAGAAUCAUGGCGCUUCUGAAGAGGUUUAUCUCUGUGAGAUUUGCAGCCAGACUUUUGCGAAUCGGUGCAAUUUGAAAAGCCACCAGCGUCACGUGCACAGCAAUGAUCGGCAAUUCCCUUGUGAACUUUGUGGAAAAAAGUUUAAGAGGAAGAAAGACAUCAAGAGGCACAUUUUACAGGUCCAUGAAGGUGGAGGACAAAGACAUUUCUGUAAACUGUGCGGGAAGGGGUUAAGCUCGAAGACUGCCUUGAGGCUCCAUGAGAGAACGCAUACUGGGGAUAAACCCUUUGAAUGCACCCAGUGCGAUGCUAAGUUUUCCCAGACGUCUGCACUUAAAACACAUAUGAGAAUUCAUACUGGAGAGAAACCCUUUGUCUGUGAAGAGUGCGGAGCUAAGUUCACCCAGAAUCACAUGCUCAUUUAUCAUAAAAGGUGUCACACAGGAGAGAGACCUUUCAUGUGUGAGACCUGUGGGAAGAGUUUUGCCUCCAAGGAAUAUCUGAAGCAUCAUAACCGCAUACAUACCGGAGCCAAGCCAUUUAGAUGUGAUAUCUGCUUCAGGUCAUUCGCGCAGAGGAAUUCUCUUUACCAGCAUAAUAAAGUUCACACUGGAGAACGUCCAUAUGGUUGUAACCAAUGUGGAAAGCAGUUCACUCAGCUGAACGCACUGCAGCGGCACAACCGGAUCCACACGGGAGAGAAACCAUUCAUGUGCAUUGCAUGUCAGCGGACCUUCACUGACAAAUCCACCCUCCGUAGACACACUUCAAUACAUGAUAAAAAUACACCUUGGAAAUCAUUUCUGGUUGUUCUGGAUCCAAAAGCAGAAGAAGAAGGCCAGAAAUCGGACACCCCUGGAGAUGAGGGGGAAGAGUCACCCAAACCCGCAGAAAAGAUGGCUUACACAGAAAACGGUCACUACCAGAACUUGACCGUGGUGCCAGGAACUGUGGAUUUAUUGCAAGAAAACAACACUACCUCUAUUCUAGGCUGUAAGACUGACUGCGCCAUAAUACCUCAAGAAGUGUACAUAGCCACGACACUUAACCACCUGACUGUCCUCCAUACACAGACUGAAUCCAUUCAGGCAAUAGUCAACAUGGAGUAGUCCAGACAGAAAUGCUGCAAGUAAAUAGGGACAUGGUGACAGUGACAUGGCUAGGACAAUGCUUCCAGUACCUCGGUUUGUAAGAAACUAUUAAUUAUUUGGCAUACCAAGGGAAUGGCCCAUUAUUUUUGUAUGCAGACUAUUUUAGUUGUUGUUAGUUCAUUUUCGUAAAUGACAUGUCCAUGAACAAUAAAUUUCCAUUCCAAACAA
Hyla sarda is the source of this 2469-nucleotide messenger RNA. RefSeq names its product GDNF inducible zinc finger protein 1 (gene GZF1). The record is from RefSeq and is a predicted model, not a curated record. Gene Ontology annotation, molecular function: protein binding. The coding region runs from base 175 to 2259 and encodes 694 amino acids. The transcript has 6 exons. Lineage: Eukaryota; Metazoa; Chordata; Amphibia; Anura; Hylidae. Gene Ontology annotation, biological process: regulation of cytokine production; regulation of immune system process; negative regulation of transcription by RNA polymerase II.